Molecule: messenger RNA, 2325 nt
Organism: Prorocentrum cordatum
Lineage: Eukaryota; Dinophyceae; Prorocentrales; Prorocentraceae
Source: the annotation of a GenBank genome assembly
AUGCUGUCGCUGGGGGCGACAAUGGACCUGGAGUGGCCCAACAGCCUCAUCAAGCAUCGAGUUCGCGGUGCCUGGCUUGAUAUGUUCGUUCCAGGAGGGAUUGCAGUCUUCUCGCUCCACCUGUAUUGCGACGACCCCAUGGACCCCGACAGGAGCUACGCCACGCACUGCAGGCCCCUCGAGGAUGAGCGGAUAGGCAUCCACGGCAAAGGCGAGAGCAAGGCAGCGGAGUCCGGGGAUGAUUUGGCCGCCCUCGACUUCCGCGGCCCCGCGCAGCUGCGCGCCGACCUCACGGGGGGGCCCAUGGGUCGGGUCGACGACCUCACGUCGGAGUGGACCGACAUCUGGACCCCCAAGGGCAAAUCCCAGGACCCCCUUGAACCCAUCAGUCUGCUCACCAUGGAACCCAUUGGGGAGCCAUUGGCGUCGGCCACGCCUGGCCAGAUCCAAGAGCGCACUAGCAGGUUCAAGGUUGGGGCGGUGAUUGGCGCCGACAGGGCCCACCCCGCGGACUUCGGGAUCCUCGGCGGCGCUGCUCUGGAAUGCGUCGCUGCCCUCUGGUUCUGGAUGGAGUAUUAUGGGAUGUCAUAUGAAGUUCUUGCCGCCAUCAUCCUUGCCAUGAUACCGAUGGCAAUCAGGAUGGAGCACUCGUUCAUCUGCGGCCACGGCGCCGCUUCCGCCCUGGUCGACGCGGCCUUUUGCCAUGAGAAGACGGCGGCGUCGAAGGUCCCCUCGGCGCGCCUCUACAACGUUGCCGACGACAUUACGAGCGGAGCGACGGGCAAGGCGAGGACAGGCUGCUUCCCCGCUGCUUUCAAUGGCGCAUCGGCCAUAGACACGAACAUGUCUAGCCCGACGAAGUUGCGGGCGAUCCCCGGCCAGGCAGGUUUCGGCAAGUCGCCACGGCCACGGCCGUUCCAGCAGUUCGACGGCGGGACCCUCGACCAGGACUGCACGGGCAUAAGGGCGGCAGCAAGGCUCCAGCGCAAGGCGGGGCCCCAGCUCUUCAUGCCCGACGACGCGAUGGACGGCGAGGCGGCCCCGCUGCGCCAUCGCGCUCAGCGGCUCGGCGCCCAGGCCACGAUGAGCCACGGGUGCGACCGCUGUAGGGCGAGGGCCAAGACGCAAGAGGACCUGGAGAGCGGUCGCUGCAAGGCCCAGCCCGCCGCCGUGGAGGAGGCCCACGAGUCGCACGCGCUGAUGGUCGCGGGCACGGUGGUUUUCUGCAACCAGGCGCAGAGGCCUCCACCGACCCGCGCUUGCUUGCGCGCGCUGCCGGCGGCGGCCGCCGAGCCCACGGCUCCAGGCGCCAUGGCCUCCAAGCAGGCCUCCGCCGCCUUCGUUGGCCUGGUGCAGGCCACGGCUGGCGCCAUGGGCGGCGUAGCCGCGGCCGCCGCCCUCAUGCCGCUGGAGGUGGCCAAGACCCGCAUCGCGAUCGGCCAGGCCGAGAGCAGCUCCAUAGUGGCAGCCAUCAGGGAGAUCCUGGAUUCCGCUGGCGCGCUGGGCCUCUUCGCCGGCGUGGGGCCGAAGUGCGUCGAGACGGGCACGAGGAAUUUCAUCUAUUUCUACAUCUACGAGUCGCUGAGCAUGAUCGUGAAGAGCAAGCUUGGCAAGCAGGGCACCAGGGGGAAGCUCCUCCUGGGCUACUUCGCCGGCGUCGGCACCAUCAUCUCGACAAUGCCUCUCGAGGUGCUCUCCACCCAGAUGCAGAGCGAGGAGGCCGCGGGCCUGAGCGCCCUCACAGUGACCCGUAAGCUGCUCGGUAAGGAAGGCAUCGCGGGGCUUUUCCGCGGAUUCUGGUUCAAUAUCCUCUUGUGCGUCAACCCUGCGAUUCAGAACACCUGCUUCGACUACAUGAAGGCUGUGGUGCUGAUGCUCCGAAGGAGGGCGAACCCGAACAGGCGGGCAGUGCUGACGGCCUUGCAGGCGUUCUUGCUCGGCGCCGUCGCCAAGGCCCUGGCCACGGUCAUCACCUUCCCGCUCGUGCGGGUCAAGACGCUGCUGCAGUGCGCGCCCGCCGACGACGCGCCCGCGGCGCGGGCCGCUGGCGACGACCACCCGGCCACCGCGCCUGUGGCGCUGCCGAAGAAGCAGGAGCAGGAGCGCGGCCGCGACGUCCUGGCGAGGAGAUUCUCCCAGCUGUACCGGGGCCUCAACUCCGCCCUCUGGAAGAGCGUGCUGCAGGCAGCACUGCUGUACAUGACGAAGGACCAGGUGGAGACGGUCGUGGUCAGGGUGUUCAAAAUCUGUGCAAAGACAAUGCGUCGGAUGGAUGGCACCCUCAAGCUGGGCGCCACCUCCGGCCGGCCGCUGCCGGUCUCCUGA